AUGAACGGAUGGUCCACUUACCUGCUGGGAUGGACGACCUUCCUUCUCUACUCCUGUGAGACACAUGGGGAUAGCAAGGCUCCCUGUGUCUUCCCCUUCAUCUACAAGGGGUCUGUUUACUUCUCUUGCACCAAAAAAGGUAGCCUUUCGCCUUGGUGUGCAACCAAAGCGGUGUAUGACAGACACUGGAAGCCGUGCUUGGUGGAAGAUUACCCACGAUGUAUCUUCCCCUUCAUCUAUCGGGGAAAGUCCUACAGCAACUGCAUCACGGAAGGCAGCUUCUUUGGAAAGCUGUGGUGCUCAGUCACCUCCAAUUAUGAUGAGAUGAAGCAGUGGAAAUACUGUGAAAUCAAUGGGAUCACCUCCUUGCUGCCCGGGUCCCCCUGCCACUUCCCCUUCAUCUACAAAAACAAGAAUUAUUUCAACUGCACCCGGAAAGGGUCCAAGGAGAACCUCCGAUGGUGCGCAACCUCCUACGCCUACGACCAGGACCGCACCUGGGUGUACUGCUGA
Messenger RNA from Myotis davidii, 513 nucleotides. It is a transcript of the gene ELSPBP1, whose product is annotated as epididymal sperm binding protein 1. Gene Ontology annotation, cellular component: cell surface. The coding region runs from base 1 to 513 and encodes 170 amino acids. The record is from RefSeq and is a predicted model, not a curated record. The transcript is spliced from 4 exons. NCBI's taxonomy places the organism in Eukaryota, Metazoa, Chordata, Mammalia, Chiroptera, Vespertilionidae. Gene Ontology annotation, molecular function: heparin binding.